CCCAUUUUAGAAUUAUCAAUUAGGUGAAGACUGAAUAGUGAAGAGUCUGAAGACCUUCUCAAUUCAAUUCCAAUUUUCAAUUUUCAGCAGCGAGAAUUCAAAUUCAGAGGCUUCACUUCACAUCCUCUCAAUGGAAUCCUCUGCAAUUACUCUCAUUAUAGUUCAAGGCCCUCGCGAGGGCGAAACCCUAGAAUUUCCAUCCGGAACCACGAUUCGGAUUGGUCGCGUUGUUCGGGGUAACUCUAUCGCCAUUAAAGAUGCUGGCAUCUCCACCAAGCACCUUUCUAUCCAACCUGAGCCUGUAUCAGGUAAGUGGGUACUCCAGGACCUCGAUUCGUCCAAUGGCACAUUUGUUAACGAUACCAAGCUUCCUCCACACGAUGCAUUCGCUCUGAGCGACGGCGACACCAUUAAAUUCGGCGAGUGGACCUCGAUUUUGGUCAGAAUAAACACUAAUGAAGAGUGCCGUUCGAGGCGAAACCCAAGGCGGAAAGCUGCAGAGAAGUGUACAGGUGCGGAUGUGGUGGGAUCGGUUGCGCAAACUCGGGGUCGAAGAGGAAAGGCUGUGGAAGAGGUCAGCGUACUUGGGGGAGGUAAUGACGCGGGGUUGGAGAGUGGAAGAUGUCUAAGGCCGAGGAGAGGCAGGGGUGUGAAAGCUGAAAUUGAUAACGAAGUACCGGAUUGCAAAAAAAUUGAGGACAAUUUAGAUGUGGGAAGAGGGUUAGAGAGUGUGACUGAUCUGGAAAACGAACCCAGCCCAAAAAUUACGGCAAGAAGUACCCGGAGAGCGAAGAAUGAUGUGCGUGUGGCUGCAGAUUCAGUUAUCGGGAAGGUUCCCGAGAAUUCAUGUGUGGGCGGUGAAGUAAAGGCAGGGGCAAAAAAGACGAGGGGAACUAGGGGAAGGAAGAAACUGCAAAAUGAGCCGCCGGAUUGCAGUACAGUUACAAAAUUGGAACACACGGAAGCCAUAGAGCAGAGGAGCUCAGGAGAAAAUACCUUGGUUGACGAUGAAGAAGGCAAGAAGAAUGUAAACGUUGAAGAGACUGGUAGCGGGUCUUACCCUCAAGAGGCCUGCGAUCCAGAUGUAAACGAAAAUGUCUGUAUUAUUUCAGAAGGUUGCGAAGAGGUUGCUGGUGGGAGAGCUUCACAUGAUACGGAUUCACCUUGUAAAGCCGACAAGGCGCUAGAUUUGAAGAAGAUGACACUUGGGGAGUGGUUUGAUUAUUUGGAGACUCAUUUGCCCAAACAAAUAAUCGAUGCAACAGAAGAAAUAAUUUCUAGUAUGAGAAUUAAAUCUGCGCAAGUACGGGAGUACAUCGCACGGCAGAAGAAUGAGGAAUGCAGGGGAGGUUAGUGGAAGGAAAACUCUGAUGUACGAGCCUCUUCUUCACGAAUGGGUUCCUCCUGCCUCUUCAAUGCAACAGCCUCUUGAAAAGCAAGUUCAACUUUACUGCUGUGGGC
Momordica charantia (bitter melon) is the source of this 1461-nucleotide messenger RNA. Its product is annotated as SMAD/FHA domain-containing protein. Lineage: Eukaryota; Viridiplantae; Streptophyta; Magnoliopsida; Cucurbitales; Cucurbitaceae. The record is from RefSeq and is a predicted model, not a curated record. Gene Ontology annotation, molecular function: protein binding.